AGAAGCCCAGAGGGCAAGUCACUAAUCCCUAUAUAAGUUAUUUGGGUCCUGAGCCAGCCACUGGUUCCUGUUCCUUUCCAGAGCGCCAUUCUCCUGUCUCUCUCCAGGUUUCUGGAAGAUUUGUAAAGAUGACUGACCUGGAAAAUGCCAUGGAAAAGUUAAUUAAUAUCUUCCACCAAUACUCUGUGAGGGUAGGGGAUUUUGACAAGCUUUCCUUAAGCGAGUUCAGUAAGUUGGUGAAGGAGCAAUUUCCCACCUGGGUUAAGAAACCUACAGAUCCAGCAUCUAUGAAACUUUUUUUGGACAAUUUGGAUGAAAAUAAAGAUAAAGUGCUGGAUUUCGGAGAGUACAUGAAAAUGCUGGUCCCAUUGGCAGUGGCCAGUCACAAACAUAUCCAUGAGGGCGAUCAUGAUCACUGAGAAUCUGCCCAUCCAUUCCAGUCUUAUGUCACCAGAUGAGUCUCCUCCUCAAAGCAACCAAAAGUUUAAAUGAUUGGGGAGGGGGACAAGUCUGAAAAUAAAGUCUCCUGAAAGUUCUUUCCA
Molecule: messenger RNA, 542 nt
Organism: Monodelphis domestica (gray short-tailed opossum)
Lineage: Eukaryota; Metazoa; Chordata; Mammalia; Didelphimorphia; Didelphidae
Source: RefSeq, a predicted model, not a curated record